CAGCACUCAUCAUCCUCUCAUGGCGUCGGCGUGCGGUAGAUAGAGGAAAUACUGAAGAAAUCAGGAAGUGAUGUUCUUGGAAUCGACAGAAUCAGAUAGAAUAACAAACGAAUCGAGGAAAAGUUCGAAACCCUAGAACUGAAGAUAUGUCGACGUGGCAGUUAUUUCCCGAUUCCAGCGGCGAUGGUUUCCGGUGGGAAGUCGCUGGCCGGAUUCUUCAGUCCGACUCCGAUGAUUCUACUCCAAAUCAGGCGCUCGACUCCUCAGCUCCCCUACCUUCCAUGCCCGAUCUCUUGCUUCAAGGAUGCUCGAAGCUUAUAGAACGGGAAGAAUCCAUGGGCAUGCCUUGCGAAAUCCCAAUGUUCAGGACUGGGCUGGGGAAGUCUGUACCUCUAAAAGAGUCUUCGAUUGCUAGAGCCAAAUCCCUUUUAGCAGAUGACAAUGUUGCCUCCUCCUAUUCAGAUUUGCAGAACACUUAUAGUUCAAAUCCCCAAAUGCGAGCAGUGGAUACACCUGGAACUUUGCCUAUGUUCACGACGGCUUUAGGCAAAUCUGUCCCACUGAAAGAAUCUUCAAUUGCCAAAGCUUUGUCCAUUCUUGGGGGUGAUAAGAUGAAUGACUCAGUUGAUUGUGCAGCCAACGUUCUUCCCAGGGAGAGUGGGUUUGGUGCUCCCAACUCAUUUUUCCAGACAGCUUCUAACAAGAAGGUUAAUGUAUCUUCUGCCGGUUUGGCAAGAGCCAAGGCAUUGCUAGGACUAGACGAAGAUGAUUUGAAUGAAUUUACGCACGUGAACCAGUCGUCUUCUUCCCACCACCAACAUGAGUGGUCUGGAUUAAAAACGCAUGAGGAAUUUGAUGCUCUAGCGGUUCACGAUCAUUCCAGAACUCCAGGAAAAUUUGAGGAUCAUGUUUCAGGGAAGAUGUCUGAAAUCCUAAAUCCAUCUUUAAAGGUUGCUCCAACAAAGUUUCAGACUGCUGAUGGAAAAUCAUUGUCAGUGUCAGCUGAGGCAUUGAAUCGUGCCAGAAAUCUUCUUGGGGAUCCUGAAUUAGGGGCUUUCUUUGAUGAUGUAGCGGCAGCAGGUGAUCAAUUUGUUACACCACAGAAAGAUGAAAAGUUAGGUGAUAUUGCUAUAAACAGUGGAAGCGCCAAUACAGUUUAUACUGCUCAUGAAGAAAAAACAAGCAACAAACAUACGUCAAACAGUUUUGUAUCUCCUCUUCGGUCAUCUUCAAAGCAGUUUAGAUCAGUGAAAUUGGAGAACCUACCUUUAGGGGGUAAUUUGAUCAAGAAAUUUGAUGCGGCUGUUGAUGAGGCAGACUGUGCUCUGAAUAUCACCAAACUUGCUACACAUGGACUAUCAAAUAACAGGCCUUUAUCAUCAGAUAUGGCUGUGAACAAUUCCAAGGAAAACGGUUUCAAUCGAAGAGCUAAGCAGUUUGGAAGGCCAGCCGACCAGCCACUUGUCGAUAUAACAAAUCGCGGUAUAGCUUAUGCAAACAAUAAACAAGACAGUACCCAAAAGAAAAGGCUGGGAAAGACAGUCUCCGUUUCUCCUUUUAAAAGGCCAAGGAUUUCCUCCUUUAAAACUCCUUUAAAGAAAAAUGAUCUGCAUGCUUCAAGUGGUUUAUCUGUCGUAUCUUCUGAUACACUUAGUUCCAAAAAGGUGCUUUCGACAAGAUAUCCAGAAAGGUUUCCAAGAGUAUAUAUAAAGGAUUAUUUUGGAAUGCGUCCAACAGCUACGACCAAGAUGGAUUAUGUGCCAGACCAUGUCAGGAGGAUCAAAUCAAGUAAUGCAGAUAAAUAUGUAUUCCGUGAUGAGUCUUCCUCAAACAUGGUUGGAGCUGAAACUUUUCUUCAAAUGUUGUCUGAGUCUGGUGCUUCCUUACAACAUGCAUUGAGAAAGUGGGUCACUAAUCACUACAGGUGGAUAGUCUGGAAGCUUGCAUGCUACGAGAUAUACUACCCAGCAAAAUGCAGAGGAAAAUUUCUGACAGUCACCAAUGUUCUGGAGGAACUAAAAUACAGAUAUGAGAGAGAGGUCAAUCAUGGUCAUUGCUCUGCAAUCAAGAGGAUCCUGAGUGGUGAUGCUCCAGCUUCUUCAAUGGUGGUGCUAUGCAUAUCAGCUAUCAAUCCAAAGACCAACAAUGAUUCUCAGGAAACACAUGGUUCUGAUAGUUGCAGCAAUGUGAAAGUAGAACUCACUGAUGGGUGGUACUCGAUUAAUGCUGCUCUGGAUGUGGUGCUAACAAAGCAGCUGAAUGCUGGAAAAUUGUUUGUUGGGCAGAAGCUUCGAAUCCUCGGGGCAGGACUUUCUGGCUGGGCUACCCCAACAUCACCUCUUGAGGCAGUAACUUCAAGUACAAUCUGUUUGUUGUUGAAUAUUAAUGGGACAUACAGAGCUCACUGGGCAGACCGACUAGGAUUCUGUAAAGAAAUUGGUGUCCCUCUAGCUUUCAACUGUAUCAAGUGCAAUGGGGGUCCUGUGCCUAAAACGCUAGCUGGAAUCACACGAAUAUACCCCAUACUAUACAAGGAAAAAUUAGGUGAAAAGAAGUCAAUAGUUCGAUCAGAGAGAAUGGAAAGCAAAAUUAUCCAGCUGCAUAAUCAGAGGCAAAUAANAGAAGGAGCCAAGGUCUAUAAGCUGUUAGAGACAGCUGCUGAACCUGAAAUCCUAAUGGCAGAAAUGAGCCCGGAGCAGUUGACAUCUUUCACUACAUAUAAAGCGAAAUACGAGGCAGCAAAGCAAAUGAAGAUGGAAAAAUCAGUAGCAAAAGCUCUGGAAGAUGCGGGCUUAGGUGAAAGAAAUGUCACCCCGUUCAUGAGGAUUAGGCUUGUUGGACUGACGAGCUUAAGUUAUGAAGGUGAGCACAAUCCAAAAGAAGGCAUAGUAACAAUCUGGAAUCCUACAGAGAAACAGAGAACCGAGCUGACAGAGGGAAAAAUAUACAUAAUGAAAGGGCUAGUACCAAUGAACUCAGAUUCAGAAACACUUUACUUACAUGCCAGAGGGUCAAGCUCAAGAUGGCAACCUUUGUCUCCAAAAGCUUCUGAAAGUUUUCAGCCCUUUUUCAACCCACGUAAACCAAUAUCUUUGUCAAAUCUUGGUGAAAUUCCUUUUUCAAGUGAAUUUGAUAUCGCUGCGUACGUUGUGUAUGUUGGAGAUGCAUACACGGAUGUUCAACAAAAGAAGCAGUGGGUGUUUGUGACAGAUGGAUCCACCCAACAUUCAGGGGAAAUCUCAAACAGCCUUCUUGCUAUAAGCUUCAGCACCCCAGCCAUGGAUGAUAUCUCGGUUCCCCACAUCAGCCAAAAUUUGGUUGGAUCCGUGGUUGGAUUCUGCAAUCUAAUAAAAAGAGCAAAAGAUGCGAAAAACGAAAUGUGGGUUGGUGAGGCAACAGAGAACUCAGUCUACUUCAUAAACGCAGAAGCUGCAUACUCGUCUCACCUCAGAACUAGCAGUGCCCAUAUCCAAAAAUGGGCUAUGCUCUCUUCUUCCAACUCCGUCAUCCAUGAACUUCGGCAAAGAGUCCUAUUUAUAAUCGGUGCUUGUAAAUCACCAUCAUGCUGAAGGUGAAUUAUACAUCUAUCUUCUUAAAUUUUGUUAUUAAGUCCUAAGUUGUCUAACCUUGCUGAUUGCUGGAUGUAUAUAUUAUAACCACUAUGCGACAUAAUUUUGGUAUAAAUAAACAAAUCUUCUUUA
Messenger RNA from Camelina sativa (false flax), 3701 nucleotides. The record is from RefSeq and is a predicted model, not a curated record. NCBI's taxonomy places the organism in Eukaryota, Viridiplantae, Streptophyta, Magnoliopsida, Brassicales, Brassicaceae.